Suillus discolor is the source of this 1043-nucleotide messenger RNA. RefSeq lists its product as uncharacterized. Bases 198 to 938 code for a protein of 246 amino acids. The record is from RefSeq and is a predicted model, not a curated record. Lineage: Eukaryota; Fungi; Basidiomycota; Agaricomycetes; Boletales; Suillaceae. The transcript has a single exon.
GACACCUAUUGUCUUUCGCGCUUGUACUGUACAUUAAACACCACCACCGGAGCUCAUGAUAGACUGAUGAUUACUUUGGCACUGCCCAAAGUUCUGAAACGUUUGGCCGUCUCUGGUGCGAUAGUUGCUUGAACUCUAGCACAAAAGGUCGACCAGAGGAUGGUCUUCCCGUGUCUCAUCGACUAUACAAUCCCAGCAUGGACGGAGAUUGUCUCUCAGGAGAACCUCAAACGCUCACGCCAAAUAUCUCAUUGUCAUGGCAGACACUCGCGCCAACAUCCUGCUCGCUUACACCUGCGAUGAGCACCUCAAUCCUCACAGUCACAGUCACAUUGACAAGUAUUGAUGUGGUCCCGAGUCUCUCGGUUGAACCAAUCUUUGUUGACAUCGAGCCUGCAUCCCCAAUAACCAUGGCCGCCAUCAUUGGAGGAACUGUCGUAGGAGUCGCGCUUCUAGCUCUCCUACUAACUUGUAUCAUAGUGCGAUCACGUCGCACAGGACAAAGAUCAUCUAUGACCCCUUUCAACCAUUCCUCACCUGCACAGCGCAACAUCACCGUUCCGAGUCCUCUGAGCGGUAGAGAGACAUUCAUCAUCCACCCUGAAUAUCUCGAUUCUUGUACUACACAGAAUUCUAGGGAUGGAUCUCCGUCUACCCCGUCCCGUGUCGACCCCAUACCAUUUCAGUUAUUCGACGAUAGUGACACCUCUCCGUCCACUGUUGCAAGGCGCCGACGGUUCUACGAGCUAGACAAGCUGUAUCCGUCUUGUGCCCAUUCCCAAAAUGGUUAUCGCCAUGAUAGUGGAGAUAACCGGGCUGAACACAUAAUUGCAAAUCAUUAUUCCCGAGAGCCAAGCGAAGAGCUUCCGGCUUACCCUCGUUCGGGAAGCAGAGGUGCAGAUCAUGAUGUCCUUCCUAGCUCUCAUCCUUCCUUAUAAACACCGGACACUCUCAUGGACACUUUCGCAAUGUAUUAGUCGUCAGGAUUAUUGAACGAUGUAGCAUUAUCUUGUAUCCUUCCUGCCGUCGGACUAGUCUUCCCC